Molecule: messenger RNA, 2244 nt
Organism: Silurus meridionalis
Lineage: Eukaryota; Metazoa; Chordata; Actinopteri; Siluriformes; Siluridae
Gene: tada2a
Product: transcriptional adaptor 2A
Exons: 15
Coding region: 279-1610 (443 amino acids)
Biological process (GO): chromatin remodeling; regulation of transcription by RNA polymerase II
Cellular component (GO): nucleus; SAGA-type complex
Molecular function (GO): zinc ion binding; protein binding; transcription coactivator activity
Source: RefSeq, a predicted model, not a curated record
UAGAGCUUUUCCUUUUCUCGUGGGUGUCAGUAGUUGGGGUCUGUGCAUUGUGUUUAAUGCUUUAGGAGGUAAUAAAUACAUGUAGACUGUGCACCAGGUUUCGCUACUUGACUCAGAAUGUACUGCACAUGUAACUGAGAGGACACAUGUAGUGCGAGCUCUAUUAGACUAGCUCGCUAAUCCUAGCCUGCUAGCUAAUGCAGCGAUUACAACCCGAAACAAAGGAGUUACCCUCUGAAUAACACCCGUAAAUCAAACAUUGUCACUGGCAACACAAUAUGGAUCGUCUCACCUCGUUUGGAAAUGAUCCCUUUGACAAGCCUCCUUGUCUGGGUUGUUCUUCAUACCUGGUGGAGCCCUAUGUAAAAUGUGCUGAGUGUGGACCUUCACCUUUUGUCCUCUGCCUCCAGUGCUUCACUAGAGGCUUUGAGUAUAAAAAGCACCAGAGUGACCACAAAUAUGAGAUCAUGACAUCAGAUUUUCCUAUACUAGAGCCUGGUUGGACGGCCCAAGAGGAGAUGGCUCUUCUAGAGGCUGUUAUGGACUGUGGUUUUGGGAAUUGGCAGGAUGUGGCUUACCAAAUGCGCACCAAGACCAAGGAGGAAUGUGAAGGACACUACAUGAAGAACUUUAUCAACAACCCGCUUUUCUCUUCGACUCUACUCAGUCUGAGGCAGGUGGAGGAGGCUCGCAUGCUCGACACUGCCAUCCCAUUUAAACCCACUGAUGAUCCUCCUAGACCUUCAUUUGACUCUCAGCUUUCCAGAGACAUGGCUGGUUACAUGCCAGCUCGUGCAGAUUUCAUGGAGGAAUUUGAUAAUUAUGCAGAGUGGGAUUUGAAGGAUAUUGAUUUUGUUGAUGACGACUCUGAUAUUCUUCACGCUCUUAAAAUUGCAGUUGUGGACAUAUACCAUUCAAGAUUAAAAGAAAGACAGCGAAGGAAAAAGAUCAUUCGGGACCAUGGACUCAUAAACUUGCGCAAGUUUCAGAUACUGGAGAGGCGUUACCCUAAGGUGGUACAGGACCUGUAUGAUGCCAUGAGGCGCUUCGCCAGGGUCGUGGGGCCACUAGAGCACGAUAAGUUCAUUGAAAGCCAUGCAUUGGAGUUUGAACUGAGGAGGGAGAUUCGCAGGCUGCAGGAGUACAGAAGAGAAGGAAUCCAGUCUUUCUGUGGUGCGAAGGUGUACGAGCAGGUGAAGCAAGCACGUGAGGAUGAGCGGAAUAAGAGGAACAUGCUGUGUGAGGUUCUUCAGUACAUUCAUGACAGUCGCGCCUGCCAGCAGUGGCUCCACAAACAGGCUGCCAUUGAUGCUGGCAUUACUCCCAUCAUCACUACCAUCACUACCUCAGGCAGAAGAAGUGCACCCCCUCUGAAUUUGACAGGGUUGCCAGGCACAGAAAAACUCAACGAUCGGGAAAAAGAGCUGUGCCAGGUUGUUCGGCUCGUGCCCGGUGCGUAUCUCGAGUACAAACAGGCCCUGCUGAACGAGUGCCAGCGGCAGGGUGGCCUCCGACUGGCACAGGCUCGCUCGCUCAUCAAGAUAGAUGUAAACAAGACGCGCAAAAUAUACGACUUCCUCAUCAAAGAAGGCUACAUCAACAAAGUAUAACAGGAGUGAGUGCGAGCGCACUGUGCACUUCUGGCAGGCAGAGAGGUGACACACUGCACAUGAGGCUCUGAGGACUGGAGAUUAUUGAUAAAGACAUUUACGUGUUCUGUUUCUACUUUGUGCCACUUUUUUUUAUUAUUCUAUCUUUUUUAAGAAUCUGCUCAUGUGAUACUGUGACUACAAAAGGUUUUUUUUGAUACAAUGUUUUACCAUCUGUCUUGCAUUUUACAUUUCAACUGUUAUCUGUUAAAUGUAUAAUCAUGUGACUUCGUGUUCAGAUGUAUUUAACCACAUAAAUACACCUGUUUUCAAAAUAGAGUGUAAAAAGUGCUUUGAAAGUGCAUUGUAAUUUCUGGACAAUUGUAAGGAGUUUUCUGUCACACACACCCAAACACACUUGUUGAGUAACAUGUUCUGGUUCAGAGGAAAGGACAGCGGCAGCUUCAGGCUGCAUCACACCCAUCUGUGCAGAUAUCUGCAUCAACAUGCUAACAUUCGUUUUAUCAGCCUGAUAAUGAGCACUGCUCAUCAUCUUUCUGUUUUUGUGUAUUCAGUUUUGCCCAGAUGCUUUGUGUAUAUAGUUUAUUUUCCUGCAUUUUGGCUUUGUAAUAUAUAAAUAUGCUCUCCAAGUGCA